This is a messenger RNA of Penicillium riverlandense, 1380 nucleotides long. Its product is annotated as Cytochrome P450 61. NCBI's taxonomy places the organism in Eukaryota, Fungi, Ascomycota, Eurotiomycetes, Eurotiales, Aspergillaceae. Gene Ontology annotation, biological process: sterol metabolic process. The record is from RefSeq and is a predicted model, not a curated record. The transcript is spliced from 3 exons. The coding region runs from base 1 to 1380 and encodes 459 amino acids. Gene Ontology annotation, molecular function: monooxygenase activity; oxidoreductase activity, acting on paired donors, with incorporation or reduction of molecular oxygen; iron ion binding.
AUGGGCCCGUUCAUUCAGGCAAUCCAUCCAAAGUUCGAUGAGUAUCUUGUCCAGUGGGAGAGUGGUCCUUUAAGCUGUGUGUCUGUCUUCCACAAAUUCGUCGUUCUCGCCUCCGACCGAGACCUAGCCCACAAGAUUUUCAAGUCGCCCUCAUACGCCGAGCCAUGCAUAGUUCCGAUAGCAAAAGACAUCCUAGGUUACAGAGCAUGGGUUUUCCUUCAGGGUAGAGCCCACACCGAGUACCGAAGGGGGUUAACUCCUCUGUUCACCAAUAAGGCUCUGGCCACUUACCUUCCGGUACAAGAGAAAGUGUUCACGGACUACUUUGACAAAUUUCUUUCUGCCAGCAAGGCAAAUCAUGAGCGGCCCAUGGCGUUCAUGUCCCUAUUCCGAGAGAUCAACUGUGCGCUUUCGUGCCGAACCUUCUUCGGUGACUACAUAUCCCAGGACGCGGUUAAGAAAAUCACAGAUGAUUUUUACCUUGCUACUGCUGCUCUUGAGCUUGUUAAUAUUCCUCUGUCCAUGUAUAUUCCGUUUACCAAGCCAUGGUUAGGGAAGCGAGCAGCUGAUGCUAUUCAUAUCGAGUUCGGGAACUGUGCGGCUGCAUGUAAAGCAAAUAUGGCGACUGGCGCAACGCCCACAUGCAUCGUGGAUCAUUGGGUGCUCCACAUGAUGGAGUCCGAGCGAUAUCGCGAGAGGAUUGCGUCGGGCGAGGCUGAGGCGGAGAAACCAACGAAUCUCAUCCGCGAAUUCACAGACAAAGAAAUUGGGGAGACGCUGUUCACCUUCCUCUUUGCAUCUCAGGACGCAUCCAGCAGUGCCACAACUUGGCUAUUCCAAGUCCUUGCCCAAAGGCCCGAUGUACUCGAUCGACUGAGAGAAGAGAACCUAGCUGCACGUGGUGGUGAUAGACACAAGAAUUUUGACCUCCCAAUGCUGGAGUCACUCACCUACACCAACGCAGUUAUCAAGGAGCUACUCCGCCACAGACCACCCGUCAUCUUCGUUCCCUACCUUGCCACAAAGAACUUCCCGCUUACGCCUAACUACACCGUCCCCAAGGGCUCUAUGGUGAUCCCGUCCUGUUACCCAGCUCUACAUGACCCAGAUGCUUACCCCAAUCCCAAUGUUUUUAAUCCUGACCGCUGGAUAUCUGGGGACGCCGAGUCCAAGACAAAGAACUGGUUGGUUUUUGGGGCGGGACCUCAUGACUGUCUCGCAAGGAGGUAUGUGCCUCUAUCGAUGGCAGGUAUGAUUGGCAAAGCAGCGCUGGAGUUGGAUUGGGACCAUCAUGCUACAAAGAGAUCGGAGGAGAUUAGCGUAUUUGCCACCCUUUUUCCAAUGGAUGGAUGCCAAUUGGUUUUCAGAAAACGCUCCUAG